ACGUCGAUCAAAUGUAAGUUUUUCUUGUUUAUUUUAAUAUCCUGAUCGCAUAUUUUUAUAAGACUUUUCUAAGGAAAGGCUGUUAUUAGCCAAUAAACUCAAAUAAUUUGCCGAAAUACAUAAUAAACUGUGAAAUGUUGUGUUAGCUGGCAAAGCACUGUCAUUAGAUAAUGUAGGAGAAUAAACACCACGUUCUUAAUUAAAACAAGUGAAAAAUACAUUGCAGAUUGACUUUAAUAUCAGUUAAUAUUUUUAAAGUAUUCCGCUCCUUUUCGUCUGACAAUAACAACAGAACAGAGAAGUUCAGUCCACUUGUCUUUUUUAGAUCAGAAUGUAUUGUCCAUUCUGUGGCUUCAAAUGGCGAGACUUGCCCAGAUUUUGCUGUUCAUGUGGGCGAAAUGUAGCAUUUGUAACGGAGAACACAGCUAAAACUGCGGGUGAUGACCAGGGGUCAUGUGAACCUCUGCCCAAAGGUAAUAUUCUCCUUCCCUAUCUACAGGGCCACGUUGCUAUGUUAGGUGAUGACAAUGCCCAAAUCUAGUUACAUUUAAUGUAAUUUUAUGCAUUUUUCUCUCUUUUGUUUGUUUGCGUGUGUGCGUGCGUGCGUGCGUGCGCGUGUGCGCGCACACGUGUGUUUCAGUGACUGAUACUCGUGGCAUUCCAGCUACAGUGACUGAAACACGUACCAUUCCAGCUAAUUCAUCUGUUCUCCAGUUCAUGAAAUACAGACAACUAAAAGAAACUGAAAGGAGAACAUUCUCAAGAAGUAAAAAGAAAUUAAAGAAAACAGUGAGGAUUUCUGUUGGGGUCAUGAGUAAGAAAAGGAAUGACUUCAAGCCCAUAAGAGGGAAAAACCUGCCUUUAAAUGUUGAACCUGAGUGGUCCUCCGAGCAACUUUUGGCAGCUGCCAUUAAAAAACUAAAGGACUUCAAUCAAGACAUGGAAGAUGGAGAAUAUGUCUUGCUUUAUCCUGAUGGCUCUCAGAUAAAAAAUAUCCCUGGGACUGACACACCCUUUACCAUUGGUCAAUACAAAGAGGCCAUUGGAAAAGCUUAUCAAAGGAUCACAUUUUACAUCUGCACACUUAAGGCUUUUUUGUCAAAGAGUUAUGGAGAAGACUCGUUUUCAGAAGAUGAGGAUGAUGAAGUUGUUGUUAAUGUUCCACCCAAUAGGUCACCUCUUUCUGACACAGUGGUAGGUACAUCUUAGGGAUUUAGGUGUCAAAAUGUCUAUGGUUACAGUACAGUUAUAAUGCAAAAAACUCUCUUAGUCACCCCAAAUAUAGGCAUAUGCAGACAGUGUUAUAGGCUGAGAAUUAGUUUAGUGUUUUAUCUUUACACUUGGCAGCUUUGGUCAAGUCCUGAAAGCAGUACACCAGAGCCUAGACAUUGGUCAACUGCAACUUCUGAGCCAUCAACAUCCCAGUCAUGUAAUGAGCAAGGGCUGUAUCCCAAAAGUGCAACAACAUCCCAACAGGCCAAGAGUACAACAAGACCCCAACAGGCAACCACCCCAGUGGAUCAUGUCACAUCAAGUGACUUUUACAAUACAUAUACCAACAUCUACGCACCUGUCAUUAUUGACAGCAGUUCAUCAGAUCUUGAAGAAGUAGAAAAAUGUCAAGAGAAAGACAGUGAUGGACAAGAUGGACUGACAGCUGCAGACAUAGUGUCAAAUCUGUCACAUAAGCUUAACACAACAUCCUGUAGCAGAUUUAACAUUAAUCGGGCCAAUGUCUGGGAUGGUGCCUUAAGGGGUUUCAGGCGCUGCUCAUUUGAUCCCGCCUGCAGCAUGUUGGUGAAAUUUACAGAUGAUGCUGGCCUGAUGGAAGAGGCUUUGGACAGUGGUGGGCCGACUCGAGAAUUCCUAACUCUGUUGAUGGAUGCAAUCAAAACGAGAAGAGUGUUUGAAGGCAAAGACAAUGCCAAAUACCUCUCAUAUGAUAGUAAAGCUGCAGAAGACAAUGAAUAUUUCCACAUUGGGAGAAUGAUUGCAGUAUCCAUUGUCCAUGGAGGCCCAGGCCCUGCUUGUCUUUCCCCCAACUUUUUCCUUUACCUAAUUGGUAAAGUAAAGACAGUUGAUGCCCCAAUUGAGGAUAUACCUGAUGAUGAGGUCAAGAAGGCCCUCCUUGAGAUAAAAAAUGCUACAUCACUGAGUGAACUCCAGGGAAUCUGUGAACAACACUCCAGCAUGCUUCAGACCGCAGGCUGCUAUCGAUUUUUGAGGACUCUAGAGGAUAAGAUGAAAGUAGUUGAUGAUUAUAUUCAGUGGUAUUUUAUCUACCAAAAUCAUCUUUCAAUCCAGAGGUAUAAUAUUCUUUUCUGUUGGCUUGUAAAAAAUCUUUAAUACAAAGUCACAAAUAUUUUAUUCCUACUUUACAAACACUGUAUGUGUUUAGUCACAUAAUGCACAUUUUGACUUGAAAAAGUAAUUAUUAAAUUACAGCUAUUGUCAAUUGGUAUGUAUUUUGUAGGUUCAAAGAGGGACUAGCAACUAGUGAUGGUCAACCCGGAUCUUUUUAAGGAUUCGGGUUAUUCUGAGUCACUCACUAAUAUGAUCCGGGUUGUGCGAGUCACUCGAGUCACUUGAGUCACUUGGUCAAAAUCUCCCAAUUCCAAUCGCUAAGUCAUACUAAUGCCAACCAAGCAACUCGGAUCACGCGUGCAGCUACGAGUUUAUGACUCCUCUGCUCACAAAAAAGGGCUUAUGUGACCUGAGGAACUCGUAAAAAACAUGCAUGCCCGUGGUAACAUUAUCAAUAACAUAAUUGUAAAAGUUUGGUGUGUUUGGUUUCAUUUCAUAACGACAAAUAUAUCAACACCACAUUUAGAAGAUGUCAGGCUUGGUUGACUUGGACGUGAGAGGAACGUGUCCUGUUUCAGAUUGACUUAAAAGAUCCACGAUAGGCUUCGGUUAAUCUUGUGAGUGAGUCCCAGACAGAGCCGCUCGCCCGCUCCUGCACGGGUCCUGUGAGUGAACCACUCACG
Molecule: messenger RNA, 2987 nt
Organism: Paramisgurnus dabryanus
Lineage: Eukaryota; Metazoa; Chordata; Actinopteri; Cypriniformes; Cobitidae
Source: RefSeq, a predicted model, not a curated record